GCGUCGGGAUUGGCUGGCUCUGGAGACUCCCGCCAGCGGGCUGUACUGUCACGUGGUGUGCUGUUUUCUUAUCACGUGGCCUCCACCCAGCGUAGGCUGCAUGAGGGGGGCGCUGCCGCCCUCAGCCCUGCUCCGCGGAAGGAAGCGGGAGGACAGCCCGAGGGUCUGGCCGAGCGAAGGCUCCGCGGGGUGCGUUGCCUGAGGUGUUUGUGGACGGAGACGGCAUUCGCCCCCUACUCCCAGGCCGCUCUGCUCCUGUCGCUACUUUGGAUGCCGGCUCUGCUCCCUGCGGCCUUCCGCCUUCUGUUGCUGCCCAGAGCCCUGCUGUGCAUGGCGUCCAGAAGUCCCCCGUCCCUGCCCACCCCGGCCUCGGGCUCAGGCUACGUCCCGGGAUCGGUGUCCGCAGCCUUUGUCACUUGUCCCAAUGAGAAGGUCGCCAAGGAGAUCGCCAGGGCCGUGGUGGAGAAGCGCCUGGCAGCCUGCGUGAACCUCAUCCCCCAGAUCACUUCCAUCUACGAGUGGAAAGGGAAGAUCGAGGAAGACAGCGAAGUGCUGAUGAUGAUUAAAACCCAGAGUUCCCUGGUGCCAGCUUUGACAGAUUUUGUCCGUUCCGUGCACCCUUACGAAGUGGCGGAGGUGAUUGCAUUGCCCGUGGAGCAGGGGAACCCCCCGUACCUGCACUGGGUGCACCAGGUCACCCAGUGCCUUUCCCGUCCCAGCACGGAUGUGCCAUGAUCUGAGGGUCAGAAGCGUGGACCCCUCACACACUUCAGUGCCCCGUCUUCCCGUGAAGUCUGAGCCCCAGUAAAUCCUGCCUUGGUUCUCUC
Fukomys damarensis (Damara mole-rat) is the source of this 827-nucleotide messenger RNA. RefSeq names its product cutA divalent cation tolerance homolog (gene Cuta). Gene Ontology annotation, biological process: response to metal ion. Gene Ontology annotation, molecular function: copper ion binding. The record is from RefSeq and is a predicted model, not a curated record. Bases 271 to 735 code for a protein of 154 amino acids. NCBI's taxonomy places the organism in Eukaryota, Metazoa, Chordata, Mammalia, Rodentia, Bathyergidae. The transcript has 7 exons.